AAUUGUAUGUCGUAAAUCAUAUUUAUUUGUGCAAGGUGUUACAAGAAGAGUUAUCAGUGAUUUUGUGUGUUCCUAACGGCGAACCUUCGACGGUUGAAGAUUGCAAGAUGAGCACGGUCUCAGUAAGAAACAAGGCAAGGGAGAAGUUUCUGAAGUUAAAUGGAAUUAAGGGAAUGAAAUUUGACCCUGGAGAUACAAAUCAGAACAGUUCAUUCCCACCAAAUACAGUCCCCCUGGAAAACCAAGUUGCAGGACAUUCAUUUGGAGAUGGCAAAAACACGUUAGGAAUGUUGAAACAUAAAGAUGGCUAUGUAUUGAAACCAAUAGAGAAACCUGUUUAUGGGGAACGUGAAAUAAAGUUUUAUGAAGACUUGCAGAGUGCUACUGAUAAUGUAUCAGUUGAGCUCAGAAAAUUUGUACCAAAAUAUUUGGGUACAACAACCUUGAGAAUAAAUGAAAAAGAUGUCAGAUUUAUUAAAUUGGAAGAUAUAGCAAAGGAAGUAGCGGAACCAUGUAUCAUGGACGUCAAAAUUGGCAGACAAACGUGGGAUCCCGAGGCAACAUUAGAGAAGAGAAAAAAUGAAGAUCAAAAAUAUGCUGAAUGCAAACAAGAUCUAGGGUUUUGCAUUCCUGGCUUUCAAGUUCAUAGUAUUUCUACAGGGAAUGUCAUUAAAUUUGGGAAAGAGCAUGGGAAGAACUUGAACAAGACUACUAUAAAAGAUGUUAUGAAGCUGUACUUGAACUGUGACUCUGGCCUCAUUCGUCAAAUGAUCCUGCAGUUUACUGUUAAGCUGUGGCAGAUACAUCAGUGGUGCAGGAACCAGCAUAAAUUCAGAUUAUAUUCAAGUUCCAUUUUGCUUGUUUAUGAUGCACGAAGGCUGAGACAGUGCCUCAGACUUGAGGGAUGCAGUCCAAGUCGUCCAUUGAGUCCAAUCCUGGGCCGAGCAUUAACCUUCAGGGCCACCACUCCUCCUGUGUUUGGUGGCCAACUUAGUCCUGGUUUGAAUGGACCACCUAGCCCUGGUUUUGGCUCACAGUUCAGUUUGUCAGGAUCGGCAACUGAUAAGAAGUCACGUAAUUCUGGAAGUUACAGUGGAAAGCAUUCUCCCAAUACGCUGUCUGUGCCUGGAACGCCAGUUUCUCCUUUCCCAAAACAAAAUGGUUGUUUCGAUGCCAGUUGGCUUACUGGUUUUGAGAAGGCAUGUCGCACCCACUCCCUUGUCAACAAUUAUGAAAAAGAUCUUCAAUCAAUGAAAGAGGACUAUGCAUUUCAGCUGAAUGACCUGAAAAGUGCAGACACACCUUUCAGUAGUGAGGACUGGGUUCAGGUUAAGAUGAUUGAUUUUGCCCAUGCUUUCCCAUCAGUGAAUGAUGAACUGGAUACAAACUAUCUGGAAGGAAUUGAAAAUCUCGUCACACUGUUCGAGAGCUUGUGGAAAGAAAUAUCCUAGCCAACACUGUAUUAUGAUUGAGUUCUCCAGAAAGUUCCAGUGAUAUCUGUACAUACUAAUACUGAAAGCUUCCUGCCAAAAUAUGCUUUAAGAUGUUUCUAAGACUUGUAAGUUUUAUUUUUAUGUGCAUAUGGUUCUCAUGUUUGGGACCAAUUUGAAACAUUUUUGACAACUGGUUUUAGCUAGUAUGGCAUGGAUGGUUGUACAAGUGUUUUUAUUUUUUCAUGUUUUCAUAUUGCCUAUAGUUACUAUUCCAUUAGAGCAUCUCCUACAUAAUUAACUUAAAUAGCCAUGAUAGAUCUUAUGCCAAGCUCAUUUCCAUUUAGAAGCCUUAAAACUUGAAUAUAUAAGAUGCCUCUGGAAGUAUUUGUAGAGGUUUGAGUUGUGAUGUUUUGAGUCUCCACACAUGUAUGUCUGAGGUGCAUUAUUUGUAUAUAAGUAAUGACAUGUUUAAGUCCCAUGAAAAUUUGCUUGGAAAUACUAAAUAAUAAACACAAAUGAUGGUCCACAUUGAAAUUAUGAAGAUAUUAAAUUUAGGGAGCAACAUAUUUUACAGAUUCUUUUUAGAGUGCAUCCUUUUUUCAUGAUCAAACAAAUCUAAUUGCCAUGUUCCAUCUAUGCAAUUCUAAGAAUGUAUACCCAUUCAACUGUUUAUUAAUAAUCACUACAUGUUUCCAUCAUCCAACUGGUCAUCAUCAGGUGAUACGUUACUUACAAGUAUUUUUGAAUUGCAACAAUUGUAACUAACGUAUGUGCCUAUAUUUAUAAUCGUUUCUGUCUACUAUCUGUGCUGGAUUCAUUGAUAUAAAUCAUAAAAGUUAUAAAAUUAUAACGUGGCCACAUUGUAAUGUAGAUUAGGUAAAACUGAUUCCAUAACAUUUAAGUAAAAUUAAAGCUAAGCCGGAAGGUCACGGGAUUGAAUCCUGACAAGGUGAAUUUUUUUUUCAAUUUAC
Molecule: messenger RNA, 2404 nt
Organism: Cryptotermes secundus
Lineage: Eukaryota; Metazoa; Arthropoda; Insecta; Blattodea; Kalotermitidae
Gene: Ipk2
Product: inositol polyphosphate multikinase
Exons: 6
Coding region: 108-1451 (447 amino acids)
Biological process (GO): inositol phosphate biosynthetic process
Cellular component (GO): cytoplasm; nucleus
Molecular function (GO): inositol-1,4,5-trisphosphate 3-kinase activity; inositol tetrakisphosphate kinase activity
Source: RefSeq, a predicted model, not a curated record